AUGGUUAUUGUGGCACGGUCAGAAACUGAUCGGAUAUUUCCUGUGCAAUUCCGACCGGAAUCCGGCGGCAAGGAACCUGCUGGAAUCGGCGAAAACUGUGCCGCAAUCGAGAAGAGCUGUACCGGAACCGACUCAGAUUUCAACGGAUCCAGUCGCCGGAAUGAUCGACCUGGUGCAGCAAAAUUAUUUGGUGUAAAAGCUGGUUCUCAAGCUUCUGCAUUAUCAUCAACAUCAUCGAAAAGUUCCAGUAACAAAGCAAAACCAAGACCAUGUCUGAUUUGGCGAACUUCGCCUUUUGUACAGGUUUUAGUCAUGUCUCGAUUCGAUGGUGUUGAUGUUACCGAUGUUAAUAAUCAUUUUAUGGAUCAUUUACCACGUGAUUAUGUUUUAAAACGACUUAUAGCUGUGCAUGAUAAAGAACCAUUAGGUAAUAGAAGGACAAUAAAGGCUGCGGGAAAAGAAACUCCAUUAAUAACCAUUAACACAUAUUUGGUAUUAAUACCUACUAUGGAUGAAGAUACACGUCCAUAUAAACAAUCUAAUGAAUAUUUUCCUACAGAAGAAUUACAAUACAUUUAUUCAAUUCUUCUUCAAAUUCAUAAUGAAGAAAAUGAAGAACAAAUGAGAAUGCUGCAACAAUCACAUCCUUUACCAGCAUACAAUAGUAAUGAUGAUGUUAACAAAGAUGAAGAUAGAUCUUCUUCAAACUCAUCUUUACCAAUACCAAGACGGCAAAUACAUUUCGUGGAAAUCGAUGUAAAUAAAUAUAAUUAUAUUAAACAAUGGUUAAAUGAUUGUACAUUUGAUACUAAUGAUGAUGAUAUGAUGUCAUUAGAAAACCUUCAACAAAUAACAUACAACACUGAAGAUGAUCUUCAACAAGAUAUUCAAGCUUUUCAAUCAACAGGUGCAGGAGAAAUAGUGACAUAUUCAGUUGGUCUUGAUGUAUCUGUAGCUGGUUUUGCAUCAAAUCCAAUUGAAUAUGAAAAAUUCACAAGUGGUGCACCUGGUCAAGAAGGACACAAAUAUGGUCUUGGACCUGAUGUUGGUAUUGACGCACCUAAUGUUGCAAGAAAAAGUAACUAA
Messenger RNA from Adineta ricciae, 1086 nucleotides. The record is from the annotation of a GenBank genome assembly. Lineage: Eukaryota; Metazoa; Rotifera; Eurotatoria; Adinetida; Adinetidae.